AUGGCAAACUUCGAAUUCACCUUCAGAGAGGUGAUCUACCUCAUAGGAGUCCAAGCUAUUUGGCACAAUGUGGACAGCUUUCCCUCUGACAGCUUAGAAAAGACCCUGAGAACAAGACAAUACGAUGUAUCAUCGGGACAAACGACGAAUUUAAGGAUGGUUGGCCUUGCAGACGCCGCUAUCACACGCUCCAUGAUCGUUUCCCGGUACGCUCUUCGAGUAAUCUUCGAGUAA
This is a messenger RNA of Penicillium taxi, 234 nucleotides long. RefSeq lists its product as uncharacterized. The record is from RefSeq and is a predicted model, not a curated record. NCBI's taxonomy places the organism in Eukaryota, Fungi, Ascomycota, Eurotiomycetes, Eurotiales, Aspergillaceae. The coding region runs from base 1 to 234 and encodes 77 amino acids. The transcript has 2 exons.